Paramormyrops kingsleyae is the source of this 3104-nucleotide messenger RNA. It is a transcript of the gene dusp19a, whose product is annotated as dual specificity phosphatase 19a. Gene Ontology annotation, cellular component: cytoplasm. The record is from RefSeq and is a predicted model, not a curated record. Lineage: Eukaryota; Metazoa; Chordata; Actinopteri; Osteoglossiformes; Mormyridae. Gene Ontology annotation, biological process: protein dephosphorylation; regulation of MAP kinase activity. Gene Ontology annotation, molecular function: JUN kinase phosphatase activity.
UCCGCCUUUGUGGUUCGCUGUGGUAAUGAGUCAUAUUUUGGGGCGUGAGGUGGCGUUGCGUUGUACUGACACACUACGGCAUGAAGACUAAGGAUUUUUUUUGAGAAUUGAUUGUUUCGUUUUCUGUAGUAAUGCGGUCCUUUAUGUUGCAUGAACUAGACUUUCAACGUAACGUAAACCCGAGAUUGUUGUACUGACUUGUCGCGUCUGAUUAUUUACCUACUGCGCAUGUGCAUUUUAGACGUUUCCGCGUUACACGGUUGUUAAUUGCGUCACGUUCGGCCCAGCUGUCAGUGGCAGCUGGUCGGUGUACACACGACAAAAUGUAUUACUUGGCGUAACUAGCGUUGUUUUCUGAUCGUUUUUACAAAGACUUUCCAUUAUUCAAAUACAAGAAAAUAAAAUUACUAAACAGCAAAAACAGUUUACCAGAUAGUUUAGCUGUUUUUGCAUUCCAAAUGUCCUAAUCCAUAUGUUGUAUUCCAAACCACUAGGUGGCAAUAUUUUCAUUAGAUAGCAAUAAAAAUAUAUGCUGGUUUAUUUACCAAUAUUGUAAUAAUCAAUAAUUGGCUAUUAGGAUUUUUUUGGGCCGCCUCUCCUUUCUUUCGUUGUUAAACAUCCAUACAUACGCAAUGCAGUCCCUUGCAAAUGAAAUUAAAACAUUUUCUAAGACCGCCCUGAAAAAACAGUGCACCCAGGUGACAACAUUAGGUGGAAAGAGACUAAUCGAAACGUGGCAGGGUUCUAAUUUGUGUGUUGUUGAAGAUGGCGGGCAGCCAGAUGGAGCGUAUGGUUACAUUGAGGAUAAUAGUUUGGAUCUUCAAGUUGGAGUCAUCAAGCCUUACCUGCUCCUUGCUUCGCAGGAUGUUGCACAUGAUUUAGACACUUUGAAAGAAUUGAAGGUUUCACACAUUUUAAAUGUCGGAUAUGGUGUUGAAAACAUUUCCCCUGAUCUGUUUGUAUAUAAAACAUUAAAUAUAUUGGACCUGCCAGAAACUGACAUCACUUCAUAUUUCCACGAGACCUCUCAGUUUAUUGACCAAGUUAAAGCAGAGGGAGGAGUGGUGCUUGUCCACUGCAAUGCGGGAGUGUCCCGCUCUGCUGCCAUAGUAAUCGGGUACCUGAUGUCCAGAGAGGGACUGGCGUUCAAUGCUGCUUUGGCCCUGGUGAAAGCAGCCAGACCUGCCAUUCGUCCGAACCCGGGUUUCUAUGAGCAGCUGAAAGACUACAGGCCGUGAGGGGGUGUGGCUGCUGGCUGUGCCGCUGGAAAUUGGAAACAUUUUAAAAAGGAAACAUUAUGACUACUGCUUUUUUUCUAUUGUCACUUUUUUAGAUUUUGAUGAUGCACUGAGUUUAAAUUUAUGUCUCAAAACAUGUUUUCCUUUUAUUCAAUUUAUAGAUUGUAUUCAGUUUAUAUAAAAGACAGGUGAAGCAAAGAUGGUCUCCUUUAUUGCAGGUAUAGACUAGUUUAAAAUGUCCGUUCCCAGAUAAUAAAGUGUUUUUUUUCUCUUCUUGUGAGGAGCUAUGAGAAAGGAUGAAAAAAAAAAUUGAUAAAAGAUGGAAAGUCAGGCACAGGGGUUUCUGCUUCAAUUUUUUCAAUGGCAGCAUUUCUUAAAGUAAUUGUCUUAAAGGCACACAGAAUUAGCCAAAUAUAAAACUGUUUUGUAUACUUUGUGCAACAGUUAGACUUUGAAUGGAGUUCUUCCAUGUUGGCACGUGUUGGCAAUUUAUGUUGAUAAAUUUGUUAAUGUUACAAAAUUCUUUCAAAAAGAACCGGCAUUAUCUUCACAGUGCUUAUUGGUGACUACUCUGAUCAACCGCCUUUAGUGAGAUGAGCUGAUCUAGGGCAAGGUCUUGAUGGUGCCAUGUUUAUUAAUGAUGAAUUUGACAGUGUUCCAAGGGAUCGCAAAAGCCCUCGAGAUCCUUUUAUAGCCAUCACCUGAUCUGUGCAUUUCCGUAGUUUUGUUUCAGACUUCAGAUAGAUCCCCACUCGCCGUUGAGUCUGCACUGCCUUGUAAGGGAGGCUGCCUAUAGUUUGAAUCAGUCACACCUUACAGUCAAACACAUAGAAGCUAAUUAACCUCUUCUGUCCCCUGUUAAGCAGUUUGUCAUACUUCUUAGGGGUUGUUGCUGAGAUUUAAAACUCAGAUUUAACCAAAUUUUAUUAAUAUGUUUUGUCCAUUUUCAUUUUUGUUUCCUUUUCACUUUGACAUAAAUAUUGGUCGUGAUUUGUACAUAAAGGCCGAAAUAAUCUGUCACUGUGUCAAACUGUAAAUCCAGCAAAGGUUACUGAAUUUAAAAUGGUUUGUAUAGACAUAAAAGCACAACAGUACACACCAGUAGGACAGUGCUCUCAUGGUAUUGUAUUGUAUUAUUUUUGUUGCAUUGUAUUUUGUAGUGGCAUUGUGCCAAUCAGUUUAGGCAGGCACGUGCCUACCCAAUAUUUUGUAAAAAUGUAUACAUUAAUUAUUCAGUCAACCUAUAACGUGCCUAUUUUGACUGUGAAUUACAUGGUGUUAAACUUACAGUAAACUUGCAAUCAGGGUAGUCUGGCUAAUGAUUGAGCUUCCUCCGUCAGAUCGCAUCUCUUAAUCCCCCUCCCCAUCCCUCAUCAUUCCCAUUUUCUACUGAAAACUCUACGCAUCAUUAACGAGUUGUCACAUCGCGACGUUCAUGCAGCUGAAUUGUUUCUGUCUGGUUGUCCCACAGACAUUACUACGUUAGCCUAGAACUGUCAUAAUAUUUCACACACAUGUCUGCUUUGGUAGCUAUGUAAUCAAUGUGCUAGCACAUACUGUGAAGCUGCGUUAUGAAUUUACAUUAAUGUUAGCUAGCUAACGUUAGACAGCAAGAUAGAAGGCGGACCGACUCAGCUCAUAGUUUUGCCUGUAGAAAUUACAGUGUUCUUAAGUAUUUGUUAGCUAGCCACAAACACCGACACAACACAGCCUUUUUCAUCUCCAUGUCAUGUUUUUUGAACACAACUAGCAAACUAUUUUCUGGCUGACGUUUACUAGCUGGUCAUCUAGCUAAAUGUAAUACUGCCAGCAGUGGUUGUAAUUUGCUGAAUAUAUUAUAAUUACAUAAAGUUUUAACAACUCUAA